Molecule: messenger RNA, 523 nt
Organism: Umbelopsis ramanniana AG
Lineage: Eukaryota; Fungi; Mucoromycota; Umbelopsidomycetes; Umbelopsidales; Umbelopsidaceae
Exons: 4
Coding region: 58-426 (122 amino acids)
Biological process (GO): protein import into mitochondrial intermembrane space
Cellular component (GO): mitochondrial intermembrane space
Molecular function (GO): zinc ion binding
Source: RefSeq, a predicted model, not a curated record
CAGUCACAUCAGGUUGAAUUCUCCAUCCACACAAUUCAUCACAUCUAGAUUACCCAAAUGUGCAAACACAUUUUGAACGCGCAGGUCGCCAUCAGAGCACCAUGUUGUAGAAAGUGGUUUGAUUGCGCGGAAUGCCACGCAGAGGUAUCCGACCAUUCACUUGCCAAAGCCAGCGAGAUGGCAUUUGCUUGUAAAAAGUGUAAAAAGACAUUUAGAAAAGACCUCAGCGAUUUCGAGGACGAGGAUGAAUUUUGUCCUCACUGCGACAACCACUUUGUUUUGGAGGCUGUUGAACCUGAAGCAAGUCUUGGCGUUGAAGGCGAGGACAUUCGCAUUGACUCACGUAUGAUCAAGGACGACCGACAGAAACUUAAGAAGGGCGUUACUAGUAUCUACGAUGUCGAAGUAUCGGAUAAACUUGGAUAAAUAGAAGGAGAUGACUCGCCGAUCUGUUGAGUCUUAAUACCUCUUGUAGUUGAUUAAAAUAAAAAAAAGUAUUCCUAGUAAAUUAAAUUGGACGGGC